AUCACAUGACGUUUUUUUUUCUUUUAAGACGCAGUGACAAAUCCAAAAUAUUUCCGCUCUGUUUUCUUCUUUUUUGUUGCAAACAUAGCCGUACUAAUCACGGCUACAGUUACUGAUCCAUGCCGAUUAAACCAGGGUAAAAAAGCACUGGGUCAGUAAAAUCGUUGCAUAUGGAGGUAGAAGGAAUGGAAGAUGAAGGACCUUCGUCCCAAAGUGAACUUCCUCACAGUGAAGAUCUACAGUCGGUCCAGCAAGAAUCAUUGCAUCUGGAUGGCUCAGCCCUGGUGGAAAACGUGUAUGUGGAUAAGAAAGCAGUGGACAAACUCACAGAGGGAUUCCUCACUCACUACCUACCAGAUCUGCAGAACUCUAAGAGAGCCCUCCAGGAGCUCACACAAAAUCAGCUUGUGCUGUUGGACACACUGGACCAAGAAGUCACAAAGUUCAGAGAAUGUAAUGCCUUAUUGGACCUCAAUUCCCUGUUUACAGAGGCGAAGAUGUACCACAAUAAACUGGUGAACAUAAGGAAAGAGAUGAUUAUGCUCCAUGAAAAGACAACUAAACUAAAGAAAAGAGCUUUGAAGCUGCAGCAACAAAAGCAGAAGGAGGCGUUGGAGAAGGAGCAGCAGCGGGAGAAGGAACUGGAGAGAGAAAGGCAGCUCAUCGCCAAACCUGCUAAAAGAACGUAGGAUCCCCAAGUGCGUCUGCUGUAUUAAAAGACAAUACGGGGGAGGGGGGCGGGGGUUUGCAUGUUUUAGUCUAUUUAUUACAUUUCUUAUUCAUUAUACAGCACGUUACUGCUAGCCAUUUUCCAAAGUGCACAAGUUUAAAAUUAUAAGAUCAAAUGAAAUGGAGAAAUAUUAUAUGAACAUCAACUUGAAACAUGCUUGAUACAUGUAAUCCAUCACAGUUAAUAUCAAAUUCUACUUUAAAUUAUUGUUAAAUGUUAAUGCAGAGCUCACUGAUAUAAAUUUUCUUUGAAAUAUUGAUUGCGUUUGAAGUAUGAUUGUUUUAAACGUACGUUAUUCCAGUUGCAGGCAGGUUUGUGUGGUACAGACAGAGUUUACCACCUGUUAUGUUAAUGGCUGUUUCUGCAGUCGUUAUACGCUGAGAUUGGCUUCAAAGACGUUUUUGGUUUCUAGGAGUAACGGGAGUGGCUGUAAACUCACUAGAAUAACUGGAACCUGCUUGAGUUUUGGAGUUGCAUCUCUCUGGCACCUUGUUUCUUCAUUUCUAUGGCAGCACUCACCAUCUUUAGAUCCAUUUCAUAAGGAAGCAAAAUUGGAACAAGAUGUCAUUUUUCUAUUUGAAUAAUCUGAAACGGUUGUCAUUGAAAGAAGUGGAAACAAAACGUAAAGAAAAAGUCUGUUUAACCAUCUUGAAACCGAAAGAUGCUUUGGAAAAUGUUUCUCUUAUUAAGUAGUUCUUAGUACAUGGACUAAAACUUGCAAAACCUCUGGUUUGAUUGACCCCAGAUUACAUUGCCAAGAAGACCACAAACCAAAGACAUUAACUAAAUCAUCAAAUGCUGGUACUUCCCACUAUCAGUGUCUGAUGGCACACCAAUUUGUGCACUUCUUCAAACAGAAUUGUUGAAAAUUGCUUAGAUACUCACGUAGCCAUCAGACCACAGCCUGGGAUAAUCAGUGCGCUUGGUGUCAUUUGUUGAAGUAUUAAUAUGUUGUUCCUGGACCCUCUUAGUGUUGAAUGUUAUAAAACAAGACAUGCUGUUUAAAGUCACAUAGGUCUGCACUAAAUUUGACUGACUGUAUUUCUGCCGUUCAGAUGAUGUAUAGCUAAUUUAUGAUGGUGGAUGAAUAAAAAUGUAUCAAACUUUGCCAUCACAAUAAUCAGCGUCUGUAAAUUUGUUUAGCAGACCUUUCGAGAGGCUUCUAUGCACUAGUUGUUACUGAAACCUCAGUAUUUGUACUAUUAAUAAAAAAACAGACUGGUUUAUAGUA
Molecule: messenger RNA, 1961 nt
Organism: Oreochromis aureus
Lineage: Eukaryota; Metazoa; Chordata; Actinopteri; Cichliformes; Cichlidae
Gene: bloc1s6
Product: biogenesis of lysosomal organelles complex-1, subunit 6, pallidin
Exons: 6
Coding region: 171-689 (172 amino acids)
Biological process (GO): intracellular transport
Cellular component (GO): BLOC-1 complex; transport vesicle; extrinsic component of membrane
Source: RefSeq, a predicted model, not a curated record